Asparagus officinalis (garden asparagus) is the source of this 1128-nucleotide messenger RNA. RefSeq lists its product as uncharacterized. NCBI's taxonomy places the organism in Eukaryota, Viridiplantae, Streptophyta, Magnoliopsida, Asparagales, Asparagaceae. The record is from RefSeq and is a predicted model, not a curated record. Bases 1 to 1128 code for a protein of 375 amino acids. The transcript has a single exon.
AUGGAGGAAUGGAUGGAAGGCGAAGACUAUUGGAGAUUUGCUCUAGUUAGCCAUGUUAUCGGCUUAAAUGUCAGGUUUAAAUCUAUGGAAGCUUAUGUCAAUAAAUUGUGGGGGAGUAUCUCUAUUCCUGAGAUUCAUCUAAUUAAACCUGGUGUUUUUCUCUUUGAUUUUCAAACGGAAAAACAAAUGUUUGAUGUCUUGGAAGCUGGCCCAUGGUUCUUUGGUUCAAGGCCUCUUGUCCUUAAACCAUGGAGCAUUGAAAUAGAUAUGGAUACGAUUCAGGACUCCUCUUACCCUUUAUGGGUUCAAUUUCCUAACUUGCGACUGAAUCUUUGGAGCUCUACUGGGAUCAGUAAAGUGUCUAGCCUUAUUGGCAAACCUAUAACCACAGACAAAUUAAUUGCUACUAGGAAGAGGAAAUCUUAUGCCAGAGUCUUAUUGGAAGUGCAAUUGCCUCUAACAUCUCCUCUACCUGAUCAGGUUGUAAUCCAAGGGCCAAAUGGGAAGUGCCACAAUCAAAAAGUUAUAUAUGAAUUCAAGCCUAGAUGGUGUGAUACUUGUAAGGCUAUUGGUCACUCUACUGAGCAAUGCGGAAAGAAGAAUGGUAAAAUGAGGUGGAUGCCUGUUAAUAGAAAUGCUAAUAGAAAUGUUGAUGCAAAUGCUGGGGUAAAUACUCACAAAUCUGUUACAAAUGUUGCUCCUAAUAUUGGUACUAUUUCUGGUGUUUCCAGUAUUGAAGUGAAUUCUGAUGCUAAUUCUAAAUUGCAUGCUGAUAAUAUAUCUGUGCCUAUUAUUGCUCCACAUAUUCACCAAGAUCCUGUUAUUAAGGAAGGCUCUGGGAUUCCUGGAGGUUAUGAUGCACAUGCACAAACAGUUACUGCCAAGCCUGGAAUUGCAAGUGCUCUCCCUAACUAUCAAUUCUCAUCUCCUGUUGUUAAUGUAACAGGUUUCACUAGUGUUGUCAGAGGUAAAUCUAUAAGAAAAUCUGGUGGAGUAACAAAUGAUAAAGGAACAUCAAAAUCAGUGGAGGCUAUACCAUUUUUUCAGGUAUCACAAUUUUCCCCCUUAGAUCAUCAAGAGCAUGAUUUGGACCCCUCUAGCAUAGAUAGGGUUGGUUCAAAGUUUUAA